AUGGCUUCAACAUCCUCUCGGCAACGUUCAGCGUCGUCUGUUUUACAAGAACAAAUCCGUGUUGUUACUGGCUGUGCAACAAACAUUUUAGCUUCAAUUGGCAUUAUAUUUUUAAACAAAUAUAUCUUUAAAAAUUGUCAUAUAAAAACGAUGACAUUAACUGCCAUUCAAAUGUUAUUCACAUCGAUUGGUUUAUUAAUUUGUUUACAAUUCAAAACAUUCACAAGAAAAAUAAUACCAAUACAAAAAGUGUUACCAUUAUCAGUAACGUUUUGUGCCUUUGUUGUAUUUACGAACAUGUCAUUAGAAUACAAUACAAUCGGAACAUAUCAAUUGUUCAAAGUUCUAACAACGCCAGUAGUUGCUCUCAUUAGUUGGUAUCAUUAUAACACGAAAUAUUCACAGUUAGUUAUUUUAUCAUUAGUACCAGUUGUUAUCGGUGUUUGUACACAUUCUGUUAAUGAUAUACAACUAACAAUAUUUGGUACAAUAAUAGCGAGUUUGGGAGUAGUAUCAGCAUCAAUUUAUCAAGUUUGGGUUGGUGAAAAACAAAAAGAAUUUGAUAUGAGUCCUCAGCAAUUAUUAUUUUAUCAAGCACCAUUAUCAGCCAUAUUGUUAGUACCAUUAAUUUUAAUAUCGGAAAAAAUACCAACAUAUACUACAAAUGAAGAACAACGAGACGCCAUUAUGGCUGUUCUUGCAUCUGGUAUCGUUGCAUUUGUGGUCAAUUUAUCCGUUUAUUGGGUAAUAAGAAAUACAUCAGCAUUAACAUACAAUAUGAUUGGUCAUAUGAAAACAAUUUCAAUAUUAGUUGGUGGUUUUGUUCUAUUUAAAGAUACUCUCAAUAUCAAACAAUUUUUUGGUAUUAUGUUGACAUUGUUUGGCCUAUUUACUUAUACAUUUAUUAGAAUGAGAGAAUUAAAUCAAUUACCGUGUAAAUCAUGGAAUUAUAUCACAUCAACAACAACACUAAGUUCUGUUUGA
This is a messenger RNA of Didymodactylos carnosus, 984 nucleotides long. Lineage: Eukaryota; Metazoa; Rotifera; Eurotatoria; Philodinida; Philodinidae. The record is from the annotation of a GenBank genome assembly.